This is a messenger RNA of Oldenlandia corymbosa var. corymbosa, 3063 nucleotides long. The record is from the annotation of a GenBank genome assembly. NCBI's taxonomy places the organism in Eukaryota, Viridiplantae, Streptophyta, Magnoliopsida, Gentianales, Rubiaceae.
AGUCAGUCAACUCUUAAGGAAAAGAUUCUCCGCAGAAUUAAUCAGUAAUCAUUGCUCAUAACAGUGACCAAUUUCUACCACAUACACCUAAACCAUAUUUCUUCUAUAUUCAGAAUCUUUCUUUUCUUUUGCAAAUUGCAAGGAUAUACUUAGCAGUCAGGAGUUACAAUCCUUGAAUAAUGGGAAAUAGUGAAUCAACAUCAGGUGAUGCUUAUCGAAAUACUCAACCUGAACUACACUCUGCAUACCCAAGAAGUUCAGUUGCCUCUAACUUUAGACAGCAAAAUCCAGUAUUCACGGACGCCAAUCAUCGGUAUCAAACCCCUGCUGGAAGCUCAUUGGAUACUGACUACCACAGGAAGAAUCGGCCUACAUACAUAGCUGAUAACUUUAAUUCCUUGGAUGAGGUCAUUGCUGCACUACGAGAAGCAGGCCUUGAAUCAUCAAACUUAAUUCUUGGAAUUGAUUUUACGAAGAGCAAUGAAUGGACAGGAAAGUACUCAUUCAAUAGAAGAAGCCUUCAUACAAUUGGCAGCACCCCUAAUCCAUAUCAGCAGGCCAUCUCUAUCAUUGGGCGUACUUUAACACCUUUCGAUGAAGAUAACUUAAUUCCUUGCUUUGGAUUUGGCGACGCGUCUACACAUGAUCAGUAUGUAUUUAGCUUUUACCCAGACCACCGACCUUGCCAAGGAUUUGAAGAAGCUCUUGCUAGAUAUAAGGAGAUUGUCCCUCAUCUGAAGUUAGCAGGUCCAACAUCAUUUGCCCCAAUCAUUGAUUGCGCAAUUGAUAUUGUUGAAAGAAGCAAUGGGCAAUACCAUGUCCUAGUUAUAAUUGCAGAUGGCCAGGUCACAAGGAGUUCUGGUAUACCCAAUGGAAAGCUUAGUCCACAAGAGCAAGCAACUAUUGAUUCUAUUGUUGCUGCAAGUGAAUAUCCUCUUUCAAUUAUUCUUGUGGGUGUUGGAGAUGGACCAUGGGAUGAAAUGCAACACUUUGAUGACAACAUUCGUCAACGUUCAUUCGACAAUUUCCAGUUUGUAAACUUCACAAAAGUCAUGUCUGAAAAUAAAGAUAUGGCAAAAAGAGAAACAUCAUUUGCAUUGGCUGCCCUGAUGGAAGUUCCAUUCCAGUACAGAGCCGCACUAAACCUACCAUAUAAAGCGUAAGGCCUACAGGUUAUUAUGCUUCAAAUUUGUUCAAGAGUACUCUAUAAAUCUUAAUCUGUACCCAUUUCCUGGUAGGAAAUCUGGAUGUACUAGAGCAAAGGCACUCCCUCCUCCUCGUGAAGUGAUAGAUCAUGAUAAUGCUGUUAAGACAGUUCCUCCUACAAACUUUGAACCAUCAGACCAGGGAUUCCCGGCUGAUCAAGUAACUCUAUUUAGUGUCACCGGUUGCUGUUAAUAGUCUUAUGAUAAUUUUCUAAAAUAGCUUUUUUUUUUGGCAUUGUAAGGUCUGCCCAAUAUGCAUGACAAAUCCAAAGGAUAUGGCUUUUGGAUGUGGUCAUCUGGUAUGUUUCCAAAUCAAAUAUGCUUGUGAUAUGUAUUGCUUAAAGCUUUGGACCUGCACCUUGUGGUAUCUUUUCUGAGGAUCAUUGAAAUAAUCUCGGACAUAAUGCAUCUGUUAGAACGGAUAUUAUGACAUCAUGCAAAAUGAUCAUUGUUGUGGACAGUAGUUCUACACUACGAAACCAUAUUAGGUGUGCGACAUUGUGGCCAAACUAAUGGAGAUCAUUCUAAGCACUGAAGAUAGUUUACCAUUGCCAGCACAACUUUUUUGCUACUUCAUGUUUGUCUUUUCCCUGACAAAACAAUCUCUUUAGUCUGACAGGCUACAUACUGCAUUUGUUCCAUUUUCUUAUCCUCCUUCCAAUUUGGUCAAUCUCUUUCUUUCCUAUGCACUGUCAAUCGAUUCUGUGAUUGAAUGCCACUACCCUAACUAUUUCGAGCCCUGGAUAUGUCUUGUGAAAGUAAGUUUUGUUGAUCUUUCAUUCCAUCUUCGAGUUUCCGGAGAUUAAAAUAGCAUGUGGUGUAUAAAUUCUGGAAGCAAGCAUGAUUCUGUAUAACUAAAUGUUGAAAACUAAGCAUCUCUUCUCUCGGGUGUGGGUUUGUGAUUGUUUGGGUUAGACUUUACUCUUUUUCAUCGCUCUCUCGUGUUUAUUUAUUUAUUUAUUUUGCUUGUAUUUUUCUUUGUGGUAAACUAGGGCACGUGACCAGUUGAUUGAUCUUAAAUGAUUUUUUCAGCCUGUAUUAAUUAUAUCAUAUUACUCAUUAGAGGUACAAUAGCAUGAAUUUUUUUUUUUUUUUUGCAUCCUGAUAAUUCAAUCUAGUACAUCUAGCUCUCAUCAGUAUAGAGCGAAGCCGUUUGUUGUUGUGCAUUGUCUGCUUCGGGAAACAGUUUUUGCAGCUUUUAUCUAGGAUCUCAAGUAUCUUUUAGCUGUUGUCUCCAUGUGUCUAUCUUCACAUUGACCUUGUGAGAUUGCAUUGAUCUUCAGCUUUGUGCAAGAAAUGUAUUGUUUGAAAGAUCAAAUGUGAAUGAAUAGUAACUAUGUAUAUGCUUGAGGCCAGUGGAUGUGAUCACAGUAGAGAUGAUUGGUUUACAGAUCAGCAGUAUCACCCUGCAGAUUUCUACUUUUGAUUCUUUGUUUAUUUUGAACAUGAACAGACAUGCAAGGAUUGUGGUGCCUCCUUGUCAACAUGCCCAAUGUGUCGACAAUCCAUUACGACUCGAAUUAGACUAUAUGGAUGAAAGAUGAAAUAUUCCGUGGCCAUCAUUUCAAGGUUUCCAUUUGAAAUUCCAGAUUUGUACAGCAAGGGUGUGUAAAAUGGAAAAGCCCUAUGUGUAUCAGGUUUUUUGUAUAUGCGUGUGCGUUGUGCAGUUUUUUUUUUUUGGUUUUCUUUUUAAUAUUUCAUUUCAAAUUAUUUCUCGAAAUAUAAAAUAAUACUCCCACCGUCCCAUAAUUAUUGUCCACUUUGCCCAAAAAAUUUUGUCCCAAAAUUAUUGUCCAAUUUGACUUUUCAUGGAUCAAGUUACACAUUUGUCCUUAAUAAAAAAAUUAUCCAUUAAAAU